This is a messenger RNA of Brassica napus (rape), 312 nucleotides long. RefSeq lists its product as uncharacterized. The record is from RefSeq and is a predicted model, not a curated record. Bases 1 to 312 code for a protein of 103 amino acids. The transcript is spliced from 3 exons. Lineage: Eukaryota; Viridiplantae; Streptophyta; Magnoliopsida; Brassicales; Brassicaceae.
AUGAAUGGGAAGCUUUGUCCUUCAGGCUUCUCUGCUAGCCAAAUCUAUAUGCACUUUAAGGAUAAAGAGAUCAAUGCUACUUUUGUCUGCCACGGUUGUGCCAAGCUGGACUCCGUAUCUUCUGGAGCAAUGACGGGUUCAAGUUCAAAAGAGGAAGGGGUCAUGUGUGCAACUAUUGUUGUGGUUGGAGGAGUUUUCAUGUUUAGGCACUCCAAGAGGAUGAAGCUGCAGAGAGAUCAAGCCAAGUUCAUGAAGCUUUUCGAAGAAAAUGAUGAGCCUGACGAUGAACUCGGACUUGACCCUGUCAUAUGA